This is a messenger RNA of Echinostoma caproni, 1149 nucleotides long. Lineage: Eukaryota; Metazoa; Platyhelminthes; Trematoda; Plagiorchiida; Echinostomatidae. The record is from the annotation of a GenBank genome assembly.
ACGGUUUCAGGCGUAAAUGGACCUUUGGUGAUCUUAGACGAUGUGAAGUUUCCAAAGUACGCCGAGAUCGUGCGUCUUACUCUUGCGGAUGGGACGCAACGCACAGGUCAAGUUUUGGAAGUGAGCGGUAAAAAGGCAGUCGUUCAAGUGUUCGAAGGCACUAGUGGUAUCGAUGCGAAAAACACUACAUGUGAAUUUACUGGUGAUAUUCUGAGAACUCCAGUAUCUGAAGACAUGUUAGGUCGUAUAUUUAAUGGUUCGGGAAAGCCCAAAGAUAAGGGGCCUUCUAUUCUAGCGGAGGAUUAUCUUGAUAUUCAGGGCCAGCCUAUCAAUCCCUGGUCGCGAAUAUAUCCAGAGGAAAUGAUUCAGACAGGAAUUUCCAGUAUUGAUGUGAUGAAUUNAAUUGCACGUGGUCAGAAAAUCCCCAUAUUCUCGGCUUCCGGUCUACCACACGACGAAAUCGCGGCGCAGAUUUGUCGCCAGGCUGGUUUAGUCAAGGUGACAAAUAAAAGUGUGAUGGAUUCUGAUGUGGAUAACUUCGCUAUUGUGUUUGCCGCUAUGGGUGUGAAUAUGGAAACUGCUCGAUUUUUCAUGCAGGACUUCAAAGAAAACGGGUCUAUGGAAAAUGUUUGUCUGUUUUUGAAUCUUGCCAACGAUCCGACAAUUGAACGCAUUAUCACACCACGUAUCGCGUUGACCACGGCAGAAUAUCUGGCCUACCAGUGUGAAAAGCACGUACUAGUCAUCUUAACAGACAUGAGUUCGUAUGCCGAAGCAUUACGUGAGGUCUCUGCAGCUCGGGAGGAAGUCCCCGGUCGUCGAGGUUUCCCAGGUUACAUGUAUACCGAUUUGGCUACAAUCUAUGAGCGUGCUGGACGUGUCGAGGGCCGAAACGGUUCAAUCACUCAGAUACCUAUUUUAACGAUGCCUAACGACGAUAUUACUCAUCCCAUUCCCGAUUUAACCGGCUACAUUACCGAGGGUCAAAUCUAUGUAGAUCGUCAGUUGCACAACAGACAGAUCUACCCACCAAUUAAUGUACUUCCGUCAUUAUCCCGUCUGAUGAAAUCUGCUAUUGGAGCUGAUAUGACCCGGGAAGAUCACUCGGAUGUAUCGAAUCAGUUGCACAAGGAACGUACCUUGGCGUAG